AUGGUUAAUGAAGGGCCCUGGAAUACUAGUAGCAUAAUGCUUACUGAUGAAGAAAUUCCUUUAUCAUUUAAAAUUUGCGUCUUGCAAGGGGUUUAUGGUCCAGGUGCUGGAAAUGAUUACAGUGGGUCUUUAGGCGCUAGAAUUUCUUCAGUAUUUGUUAUACUAGUUGUUUCAACUCUCUUCACUAUAUUCCCAUUGCUUGCUCAAAGAUUUAAUUGUUUAAAAAUCCCGUUUUAUGGCUACUUAUUUGCUCGUCACUUUGGAACAGGUGUUAUUAUAGCUACAGCUUGGGUCCAUUUGAUGGAUCCAGCAUAUCAAGAGAUUGGGCCUAACUCAUGUGUGGGAAUGACGGGAAAUUGGGCCAAAUAUAGCUGGCCACCAGCACUAAUGUUAAUUGCAAUCGUGCUGAUUUUCUUAGUAGAUAUUUGUUCCCAAGCUGUGGUUAAAAGAAAAUACGGCUAUAGAAGAGGCCUCGAUCAUCAUCAUGCGGAUAAAAUAGAGGAGGCUAUUAUUACCGAAAGAACUAUUGUAUCACAUCCAUUUGAUGUCGAAGGUUUUUCUUCAGAAAACCUGUCGUUCAAUGGAAAGAAGUUAAGUGGAGAGAAAUUACAUGGUUUAGAUAUUGCCGAAACUUCAAAACCAACUACCGAAAUGCAGGCUGAAUUUAGUUUUAAUUCACAAAUCUCAGCUUUCUUGAUCCUUGAGUUUGGCAUAGUUUUCCAUUCUGUAAUGAUUGGCAUCAAUCUUGGUGCCCUGGGUGCGGAAUUUAAAACCUUGUACAUUGUUUUAGUUUUUCAUCAAUCGUUUGAAGGUCUAGGAAUCGGAGCUAGGUUAUCAGGUAUCCCUAUUCCUGAAAACAAGCCAAAAUGGCUCCCAUGGUUAUGUUGCAUUGCUUAUGGGUUUGUUACGCCAAUUUCUAUUGCCAUUGGAUUAGGUGUAAAAUCCAUAUAUUUCUCAAAUUCUUUCGCUGCUAAUAUUAUACAAGGAGUGUUAGACUCCCUCUCUGCAGGUAUUCUAAUGUAUACAGGUCUUCUUGAAUUAAUUGCCAGAGAUUUUAUAUUUAAUCCUGCAGCAACAGAUGACCUUCAAAGAUUAGCUUUCCUGAUUAUAAGCGUACUACUUGGAGCUGGUAUAAUGUCUUUGCUAGGAGAAUGGGCUUGA
Messenger RNA from Priceomyces carsonii, 1161 nucleotides. RefSeq lists its product as uncharacterized. The record is from RefSeq and is a predicted model, not a curated record. The coding region runs from base 1 to 1161 and encodes 386 amino acids. Gene Ontology annotation, cellular component: plasma membrane. Lineage: Eukaryota; Fungi; Ascomycota; Pichiomycetes; Serinales; Debaryomycetaceae. Gene Ontology annotation, molecular function: high-affinity zinc transmembrane transporter activity. The transcript has a single exon. Gene Ontology annotation, biological process: zinc ion import across plasma membrane.